AUGGAUGUUGAGGAACACCAACACAUGCUCUUUGCACAUGCUGGAGCACGUGCUACCCCAAUCGAGACAACCCAGCACCACCUUCCUCCUGAGAAUACGACAGACGCUACUUCCAACCACGUGCGCAUUUGUGCUGUUUGCUUCAAGGACCAGUCUUUGGAGUAUUUCCCUGAUGUCAGCAACGACAGCCGCCACCAGCAUGGCGCAAACACCUGCCGUACCUGCUUCAACAGAUAUCUCAUCCAGCAAAUCAAUGCAGGGCAGGCCCGCGUUGGAUGCGCAGAAUGUCAGGAGCCUCUACGAUACGCUGAAGUCAAAUCCAUCGUCGCCAAGACCACACUCAUGAAGCAUGACAAGAACUUGCUCAAGGCAUUCGUUGAAGAAGAUGCAGACUUCUACUACUGCCAUUGUAUGGCUUGUGAGAUUCCCUGGCACGAGGGUGAGACCUGCGACCAAUACCAGGCUCGCCAUGAUGAAGAAAUCAUUCAGACCCAAGUCAUGGUCCGCCAGACAUCGAAGAUUUGUCCUGGAGGUUGCGGCGCUAGAAUCGAGAGAAAUGGAGGAUGUCCUCACAUGCUUUGCUCAAGAUGCUCCCAUGAAUUCUGUUACCUCUGCCUCGGCGAAUGGCAGCCUCAUCUCGCGACCGGAGGAUGUGUCAUUCCCAUUCCCGCCACCCCUGAGCCUGACCCUGUCCCCGCUGAGAUUGAGUGGCGCCAGAACGAGCGUCAGGCUCGUCAAAACCUCCGCGAUUUCCACAACGAGCAAGCAGAGGCCCUCAUCGAAACCAUCACAAUGCCAUGCCCCAAGUGCAAAGUCCGCAUCGAGAAGGACGGCGGCUGUGACCACAUGACCUGCGUCCAAUGCCAGUACGAGUUCUGCUACCAAUGCUCGGCGAACUACGCGACGAUCCUCAGAUACGACAACCGUCGUCACAAGCGUUCGUGUGUGUACUACUCGGGCAAGGCACACGGCCGUGUCAUGCCUCUCAAGACCAACAACGUCGUCGACCAGCCCGACGAGCCCUCGACGACUGCCCCAACAAAGCGUCGUCGCGUCACUGUGCGCAAGCCCACAGUGAAGAACAAGAAGGGUGGCGUCACUAAGAAGAAGGCCGCCGUCGCGUCGACUGUCGUUCGUCGUGGCACCCGCACUGGUCUGCGUAGCUCGACAGCCGCAGUGAAGGGUCCUGUCACUCGCUCACAGACCAGAGCACGUAAAUAG
Molecule: messenger RNA, 1221 nt
Organism: Aureobasidium musti
Lineage: Eukaryota; Fungi; Ascomycota; Dothideomycetes; Dothideales; Saccotheciaceae
Source: the annotation of a GenBank genome assembly